Molecule: messenger RNA, 387 nt
Organism: Lotus japonicus
Lineage: Eukaryota; Viridiplantae; Streptophyta; Magnoliopsida; Fabales; Fabaceae
Exons: 1
Coding region: 1-387 (128 amino acids)
Molecular function (GO): nucleic acid binding; RNA-DNA hybrid ribonuclease activity
Source: RefSeq, a predicted model, not a curated record
AUGGGAUUUUAUGGCUCUCUUGCUGUGCCGGAGAUUCUUCAGCUUGAGCUGCUAGCUAUUUUUAAUGGUUUGAGCUUGGCUUGGGAUAAGGGCUUCCGCAUUGUUGAGUGCUUUUCGGACACCCAGGAUGCGUUAUCCUUGGUUUUUCCGGGGCCUUCUCCCCGACAUAGUAUUGCGCCGCUUAUGUGGGAUAUUAAUGACUUAUUGGAGUGUCCGUGGAUGGUGGAUCUUAAGCAUACCCUGCGUGAUGAAAAUGCUUGUGCAGACUUUUUGACUAAGCUAGGAGCUCAUCAGGAAGGCCCUUUGAUUUCGGUGAUGGCUCCUCCUAAGGGCUUGGGUACUUUGCUGUUAGCUGAUUCCAUGGGGGUCUCAUUUGUGAGGCCGUAG